AUGCGGAGCUCCCCGCGGCGCGGCCCCGGCUUGGCGCUGCUGCUGCUGCUGCUCACCGCCGCGCAGGCGGCGCUGAAGGUCACCCCCGACGUCAAGCACACCAAGACCAAGCCCCUGCAGCCGGCUGGCCCCGGAGCCUCUGCCCGCCCCCUCGCCCCUCUGGUGGGCAAAAACCCCUUCCCGGCGGCCCCGGGCGGGGCCACCACGCUCUACCCCGAUGAGAACUACACCCUGGACACGGCUGAUUACUACUUCAACUGCUGCGACUGCUGCCCACCCACCGCAGGGCCCCCCGGGCAGCCAGGGGAGCCAGGACCCCCAGGUCCCAAGGGGGAGAAGGGAGAUCCUGGUCGGCAAGGUGUGUCGGGAAGCCCAGGUCCUCAAGGCCCCAAAGGUUCUAAAGGAGAAAGAGGAGCCAAAGGGGAGCAAGGAGAGCGAGGAGUGAGUGGGACCCCUGGGUAUCCAGGCAAGCCUGGGCUGCAAGGUGAAGCUGGAGCAAAAGGCAAUAAGGGCAGCUAUGGCUUCCCUGGACUGAAGGGACAAAAGGGCUCCAAAGGGGACACUUGUGAGAAUGGGACCAAAGGAGACAAGGGCGACAAGGGGGACAUUGGAGACCCAGGAGCGGAUGGAGAGCAGGGUGCCAAAGGGGAAAAAGGAGACACGGGGGAGAAGGGCUACUGCGGGGAGCCAGGGGGCAGAGGUGCCAAGGGGGAACGAGGGGAAGGGGGCACGAAGGGGGAAAAGGGGAACAAGGGGGACGUGGGGGCCGAGGGCGUGCAGGGGGCGGAUGGAAAGCAGGGCGAGAAGGGCGAGCAAGGAAGGAAGGGCGAGAAAGGGGAGGCGGGCUCCGCGGGCGCGACGGGGCCGGCCGGGCCCAAGGGGGCUGCGGGCAGCAAGGGCAGCCGCGGGGCGCCGGGAAAGAAAGGCUCCCGCGGGCCGAAAGGAGCCCGGGGAGAGCCCCCGAAGCCGCCGCGCUCGGCCUUCAGCGCCGGGCUGUCCAAGCCCUUCCCCCCGCCCAACGUCCCCAUCCGCUUCGACAAGGUCCUGUACAACGAGCAGGAGGACUACAACCCCGCCACCGGCAAGUUCAACUGCAGCGUGCCCGGCGCCUACGUCUUCGCCUACCACCUGACGGUGCGCGGCCGCCCGGCGCGCGUCAGCCUGGUGGCGCGCAGCAGGAAGGUGGCCAAGGCCAGGGAGACCCUCUACGGCCAGGAGAUCGACCAGGCCUCCUUCCUGACCGUGCUGAAGCUGAGCGCCGGCGACCAGGUGUGGCUGGAGGUGGCGCGGGACUGGAACGGGGUGUACGUGAGCGCCGAAGACGACAGCGUCUUCACGGGCUUCCUGCUGUACCCUGACCUCCUGGAGAUCCUGCUGUAG
This is a messenger RNA of Dryobates pubescens (Downy woodpecker), 1380 nucleotides long. RefSeq names its product otolin 1 (gene OTOL1). Gene Ontology annotation, molecular function: protein binding. The coding region runs from base 1 to 1380 and encodes 459 amino acids. NCBI's taxonomy places the organism in Eukaryota, Metazoa, Chordata, Aves, Piciformes, Picidae. The record is from RefSeq and is a predicted model, not a curated record. The transcript has 4 exons.